UAAAGAGCGUGAAAGCUUUAUUAUUAUUAUUCACAAGCAAAAAAAAAAAAAAGAGAGAAAGAGAAUCAGAAGAAACUCACCAACAAGGAACAGUGUGUGAAAAGGUUCGGUUUUUAGGGUUUUCGAUCUGAAAUAUCAACAAGAAAAAAGGCGUUUGUUAACGCUCUGAUUUAUGUCGGCUGGAUUUGAAUCGACUGUGAUUUUGUCUUUGAUUCAUAUCUCUUCUCCGAUUUCAUCAUCAUCGUCUUCUUUGAAAUCUGGUCUUCUCAACGCUCUUCACUUCUGCUUUAAUAAGCAGAGGCUUGUUCUUGAGACUCCUUCUCUUUCCAUGCGCUUAAGACCCAAAAGGACUUGUUCUAGUGUUGAAGUCUUUGGGGGUUUUCACAUAAAGCAGCAAAAAUUUUAUUUUUUCAUAGUUCGCUGAGAGUUUUGAGUUCUUGAUACAAAAAAGUUUUGACCUUUGAGAGUGAUUUUUGUUCUUUUUGUUUAUCUGGGUAUUUUGAGGAGUGGGUUUAUUUAACAACAAUGGUUGAGGUUAGAAAAGAACAGUCUUUGAGUGGUACUAGUAGCGAGAUUAAGAAGAGAGCUAAGAGAAACUCUGUAUCAUCGUCCCUUCCUCAAGAAACCCAACCUUUGAGAAAAGUCCGUAUUAUUGUGAAUGAUCCUUAUGCUACUGAUGAUUCCUCUAGUGAUGAGGAAGAGCUUAAGGUUUCUAAGGUUCGGAAAAUGAAACGUAUCGUUCGUGAGAUUAACUUUCCAUCUAUGGAAGUUUCUGAGCAGCCUUCUGAGAGUUCUUCUCAGGACAGUACUAAAACUGUUAGUAAGAAAGCUGUGUCUGCUUCUCCUGCUUGUCCUGGGUUGUUGACUAAGAAGCCUGUUGGUGUUAGGCAAAGGAAAUGGGGGAAAUGGGCUGCUGAGAUUAGACAUCCUAUUAAGAAAACUAGGACUUGGUUGGGUACUUUUGAUACUCUUGAAGAAGCUGCUAAAGCUUAUGAUGCUAAGAAGAUUGAGUUUGAUGCACUUGUUGCUUCUCUCUCUGUUUCUGGAAAUGUGUCGACUAAAACUGUUGUUUCUUCAUCUGAGACUAGUCAAUGCUCUCGUUCUUCACCUGUUGUUCCUGUUGAGCAAGAUGACACUUCAGCUUCAGCUCUCACUUGUGUCAACCCUGAUGAUGUCUCUGUUGCUCCGACUCCAAAUGCUCCUGCUGGUGGAAACAAGGAAGUGUUGUUCGAUUUCGACUUUACUGAUCUACAAAUCCCUGAUCUUGGUUUCUUUGCAGAGGAGCAACAUGACCUAGACUUCGAUUGUUUCCUCUCUGUUGAUCAGUUUGAUGAUUUUGGCUUGCUUGAUGACAUUCAAGGAUUCGAAGAUAACGGUCCAAGCGAGUUACCGGAUUUCGACUUUGCAGAUGUUGAAGAGCUCCAACUAGCUGACUCUAGUUUCGGUUUCCUUGAUCAACUUGCCCCUCUCAACAUCUCUUGCCCAUUAAAAAGUUUUGCAGCUUCAUAGGAUUUUCCUUAAUGUUAAAGUGAGAAGAGUGUUUUUUUACUUCGUUUAUGUUAUAGUGUAUUCAAGACAUACAAAACUGUGUGUUCCGGAGUAGUAAGAUCUUAAGACAUAAAGCCGGGUUUUGCAAUUAGGAGUUGAGUUUUUAUCAAGUUUUAGUUUAUAUUGAAUGAUGUUUUGCUGAGUCUGGUUUCUUUUAACUUUGGGUUUUUUUCUUUGUGCUUUAAGAGCCGUCCAAAGUGAAAGAGCUUGAUGAUGAAUCCAUCGUCAGUUGUAUUACAUCAUUCUCCACUUUCAUUUUUUGUUAAUGUUAAAACAAAAUAUUAAUGGAAGAAGUUGUUUAA
Molecule: messenger RNA, 1850 nt
Organism: Arabidopsis lyrata subsp. lyrata
Lineage: Eukaryota; Viridiplantae; Streptophyta; Magnoliopsida; Brassicales; Brassicaceae
Product: ethylene-responsive transcription factor ERF118
Exons: 3
Coding region: 526-1509 (327 amino acids)
Biological process (GO): regulation of DNA-templated transcription
Molecular function (GO): DNA binding; DNA-binding transcription factor activity
Source: RefSeq, a predicted model, not a curated record